Molecule: messenger RNA, 1923 nt
Organism: Serendipita indica DSM 11827
Lineage: Eukaryota; Fungi; Basidiomycota; Agaricomycetes; Sebacinales; Serendipitaceae
Source: the annotation of a GenBank genome assembly
AUGUCUACCGAUAUGCGCCCACGAUCCCCUCGACAAGAUUCGAGCGAUCUCCCGCCCGCAAAGCGCCAGCGGCGGUCAGGAUCGUUUACAGGCGUCGCUCAGGAGCCUACUUCGUAUUUUGCAGCAAACCUAUUCGAAAAUGCCCCGCACCUCCGAGAACAAUAUGAGUCUUCACAGCCAUUUAAACACGUUGUCAUCGACAAACUCUUCCAAGAGUCCCUUUUGAUGCAAGUAAAAGACGAGGUCAUGCAGCUCAGCUUCACUGAAAAGGAGACGGAUAUUUACAAGGUCAUGCAAACUGGCGACCUCCAGUCCCUAAACUAUCUCGACGAAGAUCAGCGGAAGUUGUUCCCCGCGCUCCAGACCCUUAGGGACAGUCUGUACUCGAAGCAGUUUCGCGACUUUAUCCACGAGGUCACCGGAUGCGGCCCUCUCUCCAGCAGGCGGGACCGCCAGGACAUGUCCGUCAACUCGUAUAAGAAAACCUGCCACCUGUUGAACCAUGACGAUGUGAUUGGGAGCCGCAAGGUUUCUUACAUCUUAUAUAUGCCGCUACCUAUCGAUCAACCAUGGCAGACCGAAUGGGGCGGCGCGCUCGAGCUAUAUCCAGUGGUCCCUGGCUCCAACCCCCCGGAACCUGCGCCAAAUCCCAGUAAGACGAUACCACCGAGCUGGGGUCAAUGGGUAAUGUUCGAGGUGCAACCAGGAAAGAGUUUCCACUCCGUCGAAGAGGUUGUUGUGGACACGGACAAGUCUGGCCGACAGCGUCUCUCGAUAUCUGGCUGGUUCCACCGCUGUCAGCCUGGCGAGGAAGGAUAUGAGGAAGUCCAAGACGAGGCUGACACAUUCAGCUCGUUGAAGCAACUUAUCUCGCACUCUACACUCACCCACUCCUAUAACGACGGCGUCGAACACACGAUCCUGCCGACGAAUACCUUGACACCAGAUCAAAUAUCAUUCCUUUCAAAAUACAUCAACCCAGUCUACCUCUCACAAAAGGCGCUAUCGGCGCUAACAGACCGCUUUGCCAGCGAAUCCUCACUAGAGCUGUAUCGAUUCCUCGUGGACGGAUUAGCAGAGAAGCUACGCACGGGCCUGGCCCAACGAGACGAAGAAGACGGAUUGGGGAUCCGAAGAGCGAGACAGAUGCCCUAUCAUAGCUCUGGCACGGAUUCCCAAUGGCACGCCAAGGGUCCUCCGCACAAGGCGCGCUACUGCGUCUUGUCCAAUAAACGGCGAAGUGGGCGUCCAGACUCGCCAUCCUAUAUCGCAGAAGAUUCUCCGGAGUGGAUCAUGCGCCAACUGCAAGAAGUUUUGUUCCCGUCCCCCGCAUUUAGAACAUGGCUCGCGAUUGUAACAUCGCUCCUGCCCCUGCGACACACGGUAGAGGCGCGGCGGUUCCGACCAGGGCUCGAUUAUACGUUGGCAACCUCGGAGGAGACCGAAUCACGCUUGGAUGUUUGUCUUGGCCUGACUCCGCCGAUAGAGCGGGGAAUUGACGGAACCGUCGACGGUUCAUGGCAAACGGGGGAAUGGGGUGGGUGGGAGUGCUAUCUUCCUCCAGCUGACGGUGACGAAGACCCUACUGUUUACCGCUCGUCCAAGUCCAAGCGCCGUGUCCAAGAAAACGGGAAUCAGAAUGGAAAGACUACGGAAUCAUCAACUACAAAUGGUCAUGAUCGGUCAGCAGUCGAGGAUGAGGAAAACGAGGACAUGAGUGACGAAGAGGAAGAGGACGAUAGCGGCCCGCUUUUGACCGUGCAACCUGGCUUCAAUCGGCUAUUGCUCGUUCUCCGGGACGAGCGCGUUAUGCACUUUGUCAAGUAUCUUUCCGCCUCGGCGCCAGGGUGUCGCUGGGACGUUUGCGGGGAGUGGGAGGUGGGAAUGGUAGAGGAGAGCGACCAGGCCUCCGCUUCGGAGUGA